Messenger RNA from Zea mays, 1822 nucleotides. Its product is annotated as terminal acidic SANT 1. The record is from RefSeq and is marked provisional. NCBI's taxonomy places the organism in Eukaryota, Viridiplantae, Streptophyta, Magnoliopsida, Poales, Poaceae.
CCUAAACUGAGCCCGCCGCUGCUUCUCCAGUCCGCACGAAGCGCCCCACAAAAUGCCGCGGCUGACGCCGGCGCACGCCACCCUCAUCCUGGACCACGUCCUGGGCGAUCCCUCGAUCCCCACCGCAGUCACCAUCGCGUUAAUCGCUGGGAUCCCCUCUCCCUCCGAUCCGACCCCGCGCCUCCGCCGCGGGGUCCUUCUCCGCCGCCUCGCCACCGACCCCGUAUCCGAAUCCUCUCUCGAAACCCUCCACCUCCUGGCCUCGCUCCCGGCCUGCGCCUCCCCCAUCGCAGCCGCCCACAUCGCCGUCGCGGCAUUCCUCGCGGCCUCCGCGCCCGACUUCGACGCCGUCGCCAGGGCUCUCUUCGCGCGCCCCGACGGCCGCGCGCGCCAAGCGGUCCACGGCGGAAGUUCCCCCGCGCUCGCAUCCGACGAUGCCAUCGCCACAGUAGACCAGUUCGAGGCUGCCGUCGGGAUGUCCUCCUCUCAGACCAUCCUCAGGGUCCUGUGGGGCAACCGGGCCGCCGUGGAGGAGCGGGUCCAGGAGCUCCUCGCUGCUGAAUGGGCCGCGAUUGGCCCGUCGCGGCUCGAGGCGUUGGCUAUGCGGAUCGUCGGGGAUGGGGCCGUCGAUACAUGGGGUGCCGCAGAUGAGGCCAUGCGUGCCAAUUUGCGCAUCUUGGCUGGGGAAGCAAAAACGCGCGAGAUUCUCGACAAACUUGAAAAAACUACCUGCAACACAAAUCCAAUUUCAACACCAGCUGUUGAGAAGGUGAUGGAUGCGCUCAAAGCAAGCUGUGCUGACCUCCACAGCAUUGUGGAGGAUCCCCUUCCAGCUGCAAAGGCAGUUGCAGAUGAGUUAUUGACUGCGAGGAUGGAAAAAUUAGUUAGCCUGAAUGCCCAAGAAGUAGGAGGGCAGCCAACAACUUGUGGCGUUGCAGGACCGAGUAUUCAUAAUGACAAAGACAAUGGUCCAGGUAUAGGCAAACCUCACAGCCUUAUGGAGCGGAACGCAACAGCACGAACCUCUCAGUGGGAGGAGUCACUUGGUCUUGAUGGUUCGGAACCACCCUCACCACCGAGACCACACUUGCCUAGCCCAAGGAGACUACCACCUUCUCCUUUGUCACCGCCUGGGAACAAAAACAAUAAUCGGAGAAAGGCAAGGAGGUGGAGCUUGUUCGAAGAAGAAACCUUAAGAAAGGGUGUUGAAGAGUAUGGUGUUGGCAAUUGGAGGGAUAUUCUAGAUAACAAUGCUGAGGCUUUUACCGGCAGGACACCGGUGGACUUGAAGGACAAGUGGAGGAACAUGCUUUUCCGUUGAUGUAACGGGGAAACAUGUAGCUGGACAUGCUUUACUAGGGUAAAGUACCUAGCAAUUAGCAUGUAGUCCUCGUACAUCACAGCAGACUCUUGGUCAAGCUUUUCUGGCAGCUGCAGCUACAUGAUUUUGUGUCUCGGUGUAGUAGCAGCCGCAGCUUUUCUGGCAGCUGCAGCUACAUGAUUUUGUCUCGGUGUAGUAGCAGCCGCAGCCCAAACGGUUGGCUUUCCUGGCAGCUGCAGCUACAGUAUUUUGUGACGGUAUGCUUACCGAGUGGCUGAUUCGCGCACUGACGUAUUAUGGACUCGAUUUUGUAUUUUUAUUAUGUACAUUGUCCUGCAUGCUUGCAUUGUACUAGCUUUACUCAUAUAUUUGGAUGAAUAGGGAUCGGAAAGGUGACCCCUUGUAGCAGAGCAAAUUUAGGUGUCGUUUGGUUCACGAAAUGUAAUAUAAAUAGUAAUGGUAACGAUUCACACUUGAAUACCAGCACUAACAAAUUUGAAU